Molecule: messenger RNA, 204 nt
Organism: Alternaria ethzedia
Lineage: Eukaryota; Fungi; Ascomycota; Dothideomycetes; Pleosporales; Pleosporaceae
Exons: 3
Coding region: 1-204 (67 amino acids)
Cellular component (GO): membrane
Source: RefSeq, a predicted model, not a curated record
AUGAGUCCAAAAUACGCCACAGCAACCACAUCCGACAUGAUCGUCUUCUCAACCUUCUUCCUCGGUGUCGGCAUCUGCUUUGCACUGUCCGCAACUUUCCACAUCAUCGCCAACCACAGCGAAACCGUCCACGUCUUCGGUAACCAGCUCGACUACGUACGUAACCCAACACCCAAUCCCCACCAAUCCCACCACAGCCACUAA